Molecule: messenger RNA, 2066 nt
Organism: Megachile rotundata (alfalfa leafcutting bee)
Lineage: Eukaryota; Metazoa; Arthropoda; Insecta; Hymenoptera; Megachilidae
Gene: TfIIA-L
Product: transcription factor IIA L
Biological process (GO): transcription by RNA polymerase II; transcription initiation at RNA polymerase II promoter
Cellular component (GO): transcription factor TFIIA complex
Source: RefSeq, a predicted model, not a curated record
GGAUUUUGGGUUAGUUUGUAUUAGGUUAGGUCUCGUACCUAGCUUGAUCUAACCUACACAAGAAGUGGGAUCGUUGUAUAAAGUGGUAUACUGUGUCAAAGUUCUACCUAUAUUGUGAAAUAGAAUUUAAAUUAUAUGCUAACAUUUAAAAAGAUGGCUGUUCUCGGUUCACGCUAGAGUCAGGUGGAAUGGGAGACGUGUCCACAGUAUAUAAAAGAGCGAUGCUACGACGAAUCGGCUUCUGAACUGGGGCUGAUUUAUACGUUGGAUUGUUCAUAUUGUUCUUGUAAUUAGACAAUACGAAUUAUCCUCGCAAUGUCCCUCAGUCAGACAAGUGUGUAUAUGUUGAUUACAGCUAAAACUAUAUAAUACUGUGAUAGAGGAUGUUAUAUCAGGCGUAAGAGAAUCAUUUAUAGACGAAGGUGUAGAUGAACAAGUACUACAAGAGCUCAAACAAAUAUGGGAAACUAAAUUAAUGUCUAGUAAAGCUGUUGAACUAAAUCCAGAUCCUCCAGAGCCUCAGGUUCCUCAAAUAAAUACACACAAAGCUGUGCCUGUUAAUAAAGGUAAUAUAGGAAAUCAUUUUGUACAACAAACAGGAGGAAAUUCAGCUCCUCAACAAGCAACACAACAGCAGCAACAACAAUCACAACAGGCUCCUCAACAAACGCAAACUCAGACACAAUGCCAUUCCACUACAACUGGCAUACAGCAACAUACUGGUGCACCAGUGCAGCAGUUAGUGACACAGACGUCUGCAGUGAUGGACCGACAAGUACCUAUUCAAAUAACAUUACCACCACAAACAGGUGUACCAGAUGCUCCUCAAAGAAUUCUAACUAUACAGGUUCCUGCAUCUGCAAUCCAAGGUAAUCAGUUGCAUACAAUUUUGACGGGUCCAGUUAUUUCAGCAGCAAUAGGAUUGCCAGCAAAUCUGGCUUCCACAUUGCUCCAGCAGCAUGUCAAUUCCACACUUCAGGGCCAAGCAUUGGCACCCCUCCAAGUUAGUCAGCCUCUUCAAGUAGUCACACAAAAUGCAAAUAAUGUCUCUCAACGGCCUGUUCAAAAUCAGAAUAACAUAGCACAGUUAGAUGGUCCACUUGGAGAUUCAUCAGAUGAUGAUGAAGAAGAAGAAGAAGAAGACAACGAAGAUGAAGAAGAAGAUCUUGAUGAUAAAGAAGAAGAAGAAAAUGAUGAAGCUGCAGCAAGAGAAGAAGAACCAUUAAAUUCGGAAGAUGAUGUAACGGAUGACGACCCAGCAGAUCUUUUUGAUACUGAUAAUGUAGUUGUUUGUCAAUAUGAUAAGAUAACAAGGAGUAGAAACAAAUGGAAAUUCUACCUCAAAGACGGUAUAAUGAACCUCAGCGGUAAGGAUUAUGUUUUUCAGAAAAUGAAUGGUGAUGCGGAGUGGUAAAAGUAAAUAUAUAGAGUUAUAAAAGUAAACCUGAUAAUGUGUUCACAUGAAAUUGGUAUCAGAUUUCGUUCUGAAUUUAUUCCGAAAGAAAAGUUAAAAUUUUCUUUUGAGUAAAAAGUGAUUGUAAGAAACAGAGAAGUUAACCAUUAUUUUCAAAUCGUUUUUAAAGCUUAAUUGAAGUUUUUAUUUGUCGGAUCAAAAAUGCAUUGAAAUCCUGAAAUAUUCAAUUGAUUCAUUAACGUUAGUUUUAUGUGAGAGUAAUUUUACAUAAUAAAUUACUAGACUUAAAGUACAAGCAAAUUUUAAUUAUAAACGGGUUGAAAUUGUAUUUUGAAGUCAAGGUGUUAAAAGUUCUACCUUGUACUUUAAUAAAACUUCUGUUUCUGGAGUAAGCAAAUUUUCAUACUUGGAAUUAAAAAUCAUGAAAACUAUUAGUUUAGUUUAAAUCGUAAAAAAGGAUUAUAGAAUAAUCAUGGUUUCAAUGCACAAUUUAAUGUUAAAUAACGAAGAAAUUUUUUUAAAUAGGGGUCCCUUGCGAAUAUUCUUUCACAUUAUCAAUUUACCGUGUAAAUAGAUUUUAAGGAAUUGCAAUUUACUAUAAAUAUGUGAUGCUCUUAAAAAUAAAUGUGUCUUAUACUGUUAAAAACCUUAA